Messenger RNA from Episyrphus balteatus (marmalade hoverfly), 1015 nucleotides. RefSeq names its product putative nuclease HARBI1. Lineage: Eukaryota; Metazoa; Arthropoda; Insecta; Diptera; Syrphidae. The transcript has 4 exons. The coding region runs from base 117 to 872 and encodes 251 amino acids. The record is from RefSeq and is a predicted model, not a curated record.
GUUGGAGAGAUAAUUCUAUAAGUCACUGUCAACCCAGUGAUUGAUACAGCUGAUUUUGCCAUUACAACUCGCGCUUUAUUUUUUUUAAAUCUAAAUAUUAUAUCUUGCUUUUAAAAAUGGAAUCAAAAGUUAUUGAGGACGUUGUAGUUCUUUGUGCUACGAUUGUUUUAAACGCGAUUGCUCUACGAAAAAUCACCAAAACAACACCAUCCUGUCGAGUUAACCCCUACUUGAAGGAGAGGCAAAACAAAGGGCGUUUCGCAAAAGAUUUUCAGGAUAUGCUAAAUAAUGUUCCCGUUUUUAAAGAAAAUUUUCAUAUGUCUCCGGAGUCGUUUGCGGAAAUUUUUCAAAUAGUGGAACCAUUUCUACGUGAAAAGAAAAACACAAGACCUUCGGACAAAAUAUCCGCUCUGGAAAAGUUUGCGGUUGUUAUGGAAUAUUUGGCAAGUGGAACCAUCCAACGACAUGUUGCGGCAGUAUAUAGGAUCAGUAAACAGCAUUUUGGGACCAUCCUGGAUGAAGUUUGUUGUGCCAUCUCAAAAGGUUUGGAGAGCGAGAUCCCAGUUUUGGAUGAACCAAAAUUUAUUACCAUUGCCAAUGAAUUCAAUGCUUUUUGGAACUUGCCAAACUGCGUUGGAGCAAUUGAUGGCAAACACAUUGGCAUUAAAUGUCCAUCCAAUGCUGGGAGCAUGUUUUACAAUUACAAAGGGUUUCAUAGCAUCGUGCUGAUGGCUAUUGCCGAUGCUAAUUGUAAAUUCAUCCACAUAGAUGUAGGGGCAUAUGGUAGUGAGGGCGAUGCAAAUGUGUUUGCCUCAACGAAAAUUGGAAGGCAAAUUUUGCAGGACGAGUUGAACCUCCCUCCAGAUAUAUAAGUUGGUUCUAAUAAACUGCCAUAUUUUUUCGUUGCGGAUGAUGCAUUCCCGCUAAACAAACGCAUUAUUAAACCAUAUGCCCCGAGAAAACCAAAAAAGUUGGAAGAUGAGGAAAGGGUUGCCAACUACCGAAUUAGUCGUGC